AUGCUCGAGCCGACCGUUCUGAUCGUAGGUGCCGGGACCUUCGGAACAUCCGCUGCCUAUCACCUUGCGAAGACCUAUAAUGACCCCAGCCGAGUGACGGUGGUAGAUCGUUGGGAUCCAUCUUCUCGCGAACCCAAAACAGCAGCCGCCAUUGACGUCAACCGCAUUAUCCGCACAGACUACGUUAACCCUCUUUACUGCAAUCUCGCCAAUGAGGCCAUCCACCCGUGGUUUUGGGACGUUGACUUGGGGCACUUUUUUCACAAGUCGGGAUGGGUGGUACUCGACGAGAAAGGCAACGAUUUCAGUCGGAACGUGCGCCGCACAUUCCAGCAGCGAGGAUCCGAUUACACGAAGGACGUCGAUGUUCAAAGUCUUGGGAAACGUUGGGAAGCCCUGGAUGGAAUCCAAACUAAAGAUCUAGGCGACGCUUACUUCAACCCCGAGGCUGGGUGGUGUGACGCUGCUUCAGCAACUGCGAGGUUUAUGUCAGUUGCUGAAAGGAAGGGUGUGAAAAGAGUGACGGCCGAAAUCAAGGAAUUGGAAUUCGACAGGAGCCAGAGACGGGUGGUGGGUCUACGCACCGCAGAUGGACAAAUAUUGAAAGCCGACAAGAUUGUCCUAGCAUCGGGUGCCUGGACAAGCAAAUUGCUCACACCAAUCGAAGACGCCCUGCGUCUUGCAGAAGAACAACGAAUCGAACGCCAGAUCAGGGCUGUGGGAAGGCUCUCGGCAUAUUACACUCUUUCACCGCACGAAACGUCUCGUAUGUGCGAGGCCGACGUACCAAUUCUUGUUUACGGAGAUCGAGGCAUAUUGACACCUCCGUCACAGGAGAAUCGGACACUGAAGAUCAACGACCUCAGAACGGAGUUUGUCAACACCGUUAACACGGCUUCUGGACGUGCGAUUUCCGUUCCCUCUACCCGUAACCAGCACGAUGUUCCGGAGAAACUGAAGCUCGAAAUGGAAGAUCUUCUAAGAGCGAUGAUCCCCGCAAUUGCUUCAACCAGGAAACCCGAUCGAUGGAGGGUUUGUUGGGAUGCGGUGACUCCGACCGGUGACUGGCUUUUGUGCAGGCACCCGUACCCUCAACUCGAGAACGUCCACAUCGCUGUUGGAGGAAAUUUCAGCAGCUAUAAGUCAGUAUUCAGAGCUUCGCACAGUUACAAAGAGAGACAAACUAAGAGUGCUUUGGCAACAGAUUCAUGCCAAUAG
Messenger RNA from Colletotrichum karsti, 1218 nucleotides. Its product is annotated as sarcosine oxidase. The coding region runs from base 1 to 1218 and encodes 405 amino acids. The record is from RefSeq and is a predicted model, not a curated record. NCBI's taxonomy places the organism in Eukaryota, Fungi, Ascomycota, Sordariomycetes, Glomerellales, Glomerellaceae. Gene Ontology annotation, molecular function: saccharopine oxidase activity; flavin adenine dinucleotide binding; sarcosine oxidase activity. The transcript has a single exon.